GAGUCGGUUAGGGUAGUUUCGGAGGGUCAGAGGGCCUAUAUAAGGCAGAAAUUUCCCAGUAACCGGCUUGGGGCAGAAAAGAAGAUACAAAGCCGUAGAAGAGGGCUCUUUAUCUUUGAGCGAAAGAGGAUGGAUCGGUACCAGAGAGUAGAGAAGCCAAAAGCAGAGACUCCAAUCGACGAAAAUGAGAUUCGAAUUACCAGUCAAGGGAGGAUGCGCAGCUAUAUCACUUAUGCCAUGAGUCUGCUUCAAGAAAAAGGUUCAAACGAAGUUGUAUUUAAGGCAAUGGGAAGGGCUAUCAAUAAGACUGUGACCAUAGUGGAGUUAAUUAAGAGAAGAAUUGUUGGUCUUCAUCAGAAUACAGCUAUUGGUUCCACAGACAUAACUGAUAUGUGGGAGCCUCUGGAAGAAGGCCUGCUUCCUUUGGAAACCACAAGGCAUGUGUCAAUGAUUACAAUAACACUUUCAAAGAAGGAAUUAAAUACCUCUGCUGUUGGGUAUCAGCCUCCACUGCCAGCUGAACAGUUUAGGGCAUCCACAGAAUUUGAUUAUGAUGGAGAUGGUUCACCUAGUGGCCGGCGUAGGGGUCGAUCAGGCAGAGGAAGGUUGAGAGGAAGAGGGAAUGGUUUUGUGCCUGUUGAGUAUGAAGAUGGAGGUUGGGACCGCAACAAUCGGGGGUAUGCUAGAGGUAGGGGUCGAGGAAGGGGACGUAGUUUCCGUGGCCGUGGGAGGGGAGGAUACAAUGGACCUUAUGUUGAUGGAAACUUCAAUAAUGAAGCACCUGCUCAAGGCAGUGGUCGUGGUCGUGGGAGGGGAUACCGUGGAAGAGGUCGUGGCUACAGAUCAAAUGGACCGAUCCAGGCAGCAGCAUGAGACUAGGUGGUUCUCCCUUCAAUGUGAUGGAAAUGUCUAGUGUUGCCUUACCUGUCUCAUGUCUAAUUGUCUCAUCCAUUUUUAUCCUUUGUCAACAACUGGCAGUGUUGAAUGCCAAUUUUAGGAUAUUGAUAUAAUUAUGUAUUGGUAGUUUAAAACCACUUCACAAGGCAGCCGCAUUUUGUUGUAGAUGAUGAUGUAGGGGAGAUGUUUGUAGAACUCUCAACUUUCUGACUGGGCAGUGAUUCUUUGAUUUUUCUGUU
This is a messenger RNA of Mangifera indica (mango), 1136 nucleotides long. RefSeq names its product ribonuclease P protein subunit p25-like protein. The transcript has 9 exons. The coding region runs from base 130 to 873 and encodes 247 amino acids. The record is from RefSeq and is a predicted model, not a curated record. NCBI's taxonomy places the organism in Eukaryota, Viridiplantae, Streptophyta, Magnoliopsida, Sapindales, Anacardiaceae. Gene Ontology annotation, molecular function: RNA binding.